AUCAAACCACCGACCAAAUUAAAAAUUAAGAAAUAAAAAAAAAGGAAUAACUAAAAUGGGAAACUUGAUAUCCAAUUUAAAAUCCGAUUAUAUAAUUGAAAUUAAGACAGCAGAUAGAAGAAACGUUGGAAGCGAUACAAUUAUAUGGUUAAUUCUGUACGACGAACAGGGAUUAAAAACGGACGCCAUCAAGUUAAACGCAUCAUUUAAAAGCGAAAACCAAAUCUGUAGCCUUCAGGUAUCUUGUCCACUCAAUUUCGAUAAUGUCGAUAAAAUAGAAAUCUGGAGGAAUUCUUACGGAUUGGAAGACAUUUUGUACUUGGAAUAUUUAACGGUGGGGAAGAAAAAUGAGAAAAAGUUCUGGUUCCCUUUGCACCGUUGGAUAUCGUCCCAGCACAGAUAUUACUUUCGAGUAUACGACUGUUGUCUUCCCCAAUACGAGCUGUCAUUAACGCAGAGAAAUGAAGAACUCGACGACAAGAGGAAAUUGUACGAAUACACGGAACAUAUAGAAGGUGGACCAUUACAGAUUAAAACAUUACCCGAACAAGAAGAUUUCAGAUACCUUUUCCAGUGGGAACUAGAUCCUGAUUUAAAAAAGGAAAAAUUAUACAGCAUGAUGGAAAUGACAUUAGGAAAAUGGCAGACAAUCGAACAAAUUAAAUCUUUUCUUAGAAAAAACAACAUGGAACCA
Centruroides sculpturatus (bark scorpion) is the source of this 694-nucleotide messenger RNA. Its product is annotated as arachidonate 5-lipoxygenase-like. NCBI's taxonomy places the organism in Eukaryota, Metazoa, Arthropoda, Arachnida, Scorpiones, Buthidae. The transcript has 3 exons. The annotation marks the transcript as partial. Gene Ontology annotation, molecular function: protein binding. The record is from RefSeq and is a predicted model, not a curated record.